AUGGAUCUAAUUAAAAAAGAAGAACGGGUAUCAGUUCUAAUUCGACUCUUUGGAGAUGAAACAAUUAAUCAAUACCAACGUUGCGUCAGCACUAUCAACCGUGACAUAAUCCAGCUCUCAGAAACUCCAGACUUUCAAGAUUUCAAUGAUAUUGAAGGCUUCAUUCGCAAAGAUAAGUUAGCCCACAGUCCUCAAAAAGGUGACCAGCUUCAAUUUUCUGAACAAUUAUCACAAGAGCCUUCAUCCCCUCAAAGAAAGCCUAAAGAUCUCCCUGAAAUGCUGCAAAAGGAAAAAUCCCAAUUAAUUAGCGUUGACUAUGUUUAUUUAGAAAACGAGCCUGCUGAGCUUAUAGUGCAAAAUUUAGCUUUAGAUUUAAAAAAGCAUAACUGCAUUAUCAGUGUAGGCAGAAGCGAAGCAUUAACUGUAAAAGGCGGGAUGAUAAUUGGACUUCUUAAGAGGGCUUUCGAUGAAGGAUUUCAAGUACAGAUAUCAUGCGCUGUAAUUGGGAAUAAGGUCCAGCCACUUAUAGAAGGGAAUAAAGAUAUAAAGCGCUUUGAAGAAGGUGUAGGGAUUUUUUAUAGUCUUGAUUAUUUUAAUCCAAGGAAAUCUAAAGAGCCUUUAGUUGUGACUACAAUUAUGCUGUCUUAUGUAAAAUAGCAGUUUUAGCAAUUUUAAAAUAAUUAAUUUGAAUUUUUUUUAAAAUAGCAUAUUUUAGAAAAACAAGGAGAAAAAUCAUUUUUGCAAUUCGCUGACAUUUCUCAAUUCAAUAAAUCAGUUGAAAACCUUGGACUCGUUUUAACGAACAGCGAGGAAUUUACAGAAAUCCCAGCCAAAGACAAACUUGUACAAGUCCUCUCCAAAUCAAUCUGCUCAGCUGGCAAAGUUGUGGUAAUCGGCAAUAUCAACCCUACCAUUCCUUAUUAUUCCCAAACAAAAAACACUUUAUCAUUCCUCGACAAUAUUUACAAAAAUCGCCACAAAAGUAAAACUCUUUAUACGCAGCUGUUAUUAACUCCCCCUUUUUAAAUUUUUUUUCAAUAGAAAAAUUUAUAAGUAAAAAAAUCAUGAUUUUUAUAAAUUAGUUUGACCUAACUAAUUGGAAAAAGUGCAAGUAGAAAGCAAUUUAAACAGUUUUUCACAUUGAAUCAGUUAAUUUUUUGAAUUAAUUUUUCAUAAUAAAUUAAAAUCCAAAAAGAUUGCGUUCAAAUUAUAUUUUUUUUUGUUGAAAAAAAUAACCCCCCGAAAAUUGAAACAGGUUUUUUUGUUCCGAUUUAAAGGAGGAGUAAGACAAAUAGAAAGGCUGCAAAGAAACAAUACAGUAGUAGCUAGAAACCAUGAAGAAUUAGGCACACAGAUAAAUAUAAUAAAAGAAGAAAAAAGCAAAGCAGAUGAAGAUAUAAAAAUGUACCAAACAAUGCUGCUAGAUUUGCAGCAAAAACAAAUGAUGCCGAGGGACGAACAAGAAAUCGUCAACUUAACACAGCAGCUAAACUCACUCAGAGAGGUAGAUUUGAUUAAGAAAACAGAAAUUUAUGAGCUAAAACAAAAAUGCCAGGAUUUAGAAAAAAUGCUUCAAGAAGAAAAAGAAAAAACCCGGGGAUUUGAAAAAGAGCUGGAAAUUGAAAAAUAUUAUAGAGAAGAAAAAGACCGAAAAUAUGAAGAUUUAAGCAAAAAUGUUAAUUUGAUAAAUGGCAAGUUGCAUGAAGCUGAAGCUAUGGUAAAGGUCCAAAAAAGCUUUAUUGAGUCAUUGCCAAGCCACAUUACAGUCCCGAAAAAUAUUAAUAGAGAAAUGAAUGAUAUAGCAAUUUCCCCUUUUAAAGAUACAGACAAUAAAGAAAACCAGAUGAAUUUGCAGGAGCAGCUCGCACAGGUGCAGAGUGAAUUGGAUUCUGUCAAAGUUGAGCUGAGGAUUUCUAAUGAAAAAAUUCAGCAGUUAGAAAAAGCUGAGAAUCCUAUAGAAAACAGCAAAGAUAUGGAGUACUAUAAUUUAGUAAAAGGAGCAUGAAGCUUUACAGAGGCUGUACAAAAAGAAUUAAUGACAAUAAUAGAGAAUUUGAGGACAUUGAUGGACGUCAGAGUAAAAAAUGCUGCUGCAAAAGAAUAUGCUUUAAGGCUGAGGCUGCAAAAAAUCCACACAAAUCAUACAGAAUUUCUUAAAGAGUAUCAGCAGAAAAUCAAAGAUAAAGAGGAAUUAGCGAGCGAGCACUCUAAAUUGGAAAAAGAACAUAUAGAGCUGCAAGGGAAAUAUGACGCGCUGAAAGCUGAAAUUAAAGAUGAAGUGCAAAAAUUCAAAGUGGAUGCUAAAGAUAAAUUGAAAAACUAUAAGGGCGAGCUGCAAAACUACAAAAAAGAAAAUGAGGAACUAAAAGUAAAGCUCCAAGAAAGUGAAGCUGCAAUUAAGCAAUUAAAGGAAAGAAAUGCACAUAUUGUUGACGAAAUGAAAGAUUUAACGCACAGAUACGAUAAAUCAAAGAGCGAUUUUAUCAAAAAUCUUAACAUAGAAAAAGAAGAAAUGAAGGAGCAAUUUAAUAAAGAAAAGAAAAGAUUUGAGGAAGAAAUUGCUGCACUUAAAAUGCUGAGGGAGCCAUUAGCGAAUCCAAGGAGAAAAGCAAAUGCUUAA
Molecule: messenger RNA, 2620 nt
Organism: Blepharisma stoltei
Lineage: Eukaryota; Ciliophora; Heterotrichea; Heterotrichida; Blepharismidae
Source: the annotation of a GenBank genome assembly